This is a messenger RNA of Coccinella septempunctata (seven-spotted ladybird), 2773 nucleotides long. Its product is annotated as zinc finger matrin-type protein CG9776-like. Gene Ontology annotation, molecular function: zinc ion binding; nucleic acid binding. Gene Ontology annotation, cellular component: nucleoplasm. Gene Ontology annotation, biological process: positive regulation of DNA-templated transcription; negative regulation of DNA-templated transcription. Bases 121 to 2685 code for a protein of 854 amino acids. The transcript has 11 exons. The record is from RefSeq and is a predicted model, not a curated record. Lineage: Eukaryota; Metazoa; Arthropoda; Insecta; Coleoptera; Coccinellidae.
AUACAGCCAAUUCUGUGUGGACGAAUGUCAAGCGUUGGUUUGGAGAAAAUUUUUAAUUUGCAAUCAGCCAAUUUAACUUGAUUUCAUGAAUGUUGAGAGGUGUUAUUUUGAAAAAAUACAAUGAAUGAAAGCAAUGCCUAUGAUCCCUAUGCAAGCUCAAGCUAUCCAAGUUCGGCAUAUCCUCAGUAUGCACAAAAUUAUGGAAACAAUUAUUACCAAGGCUAUGAUACAAGCCAGUACAGCAGUUUGAGUGCAUCAAGUGCUCGACCAGACUAUACAUGGAAUUUCGCCCAGCAACAACCACCUCCAAGUACUGUGAGCUCAACAGAAACAAAAACUGCUAAUGAUGCCGUGGCCAAUGAAAUGAAACAGCAGAGGGCCCAGUUGCAUAAGCAAAGAGAAGAUUACGUGAAGAAGUUGACAGUCCUUCAAAGGGAAUUGGAGCUGCUCAGAAAUCAAAAGCAUGAACUACUGGGCAGUCGGUCACCACCCAGGGACUUGGAUUCGAUCGUGAAGGAGAAUGAAAAACUGCAGGACGAGAUACAAACGAAAAUGAAGGCUAUCAAAAAUGUGAUAGAGAUGCUAUCUAGCAUCAUUAAAGACGGUUUGAGCAUAACAGACUUGCAGAAUCAACUGAGGGAGGACAGCCCGGCUAAGAAACCAAGCAAGUCUCCUCCGUUCACCAAGGAAACUCACACUCAGUUCAAUUAUGUUCAUUACGAUCCUGAGUUGCACUGGUGUAGGAUGUGCGACAAGUUCCCGAGGACUGCGAAGGAGUUCCUCGUCCAUCUGCAGAGUAAGAAGCACCAGGAGAACAUUGAAGAUAACGACGUGGGGGACAGCACUCCCUGGCAUAAACUUCCCGCUGAACCAGAGCUGCCUCAGUAUGAGGGUGCUCCUAAAAAGCGAAUACCCAUUAAAGGGUUGCAGUUUUUUAUAUCCGCCCCAUCUUGGUAUUGUAAACUCUGCGACGUGUGGAUCGGUGAUUUGCAUUGUGCUUCGCAGCAUUUGAAAUCUCAAGUGCACUUUCAAAACUACCAGAACUUCGUCGAGCAGAACCCGCACUGGGAGAUGGAAUGGUUGAAGGAUCGCGAGAAGGCGCUGUCCAGGACCGACAAACGCGGUUCAGACUCCGACGAUUCGGAUUCGGACGCGAAAAGGAAGAAGAAGAAGAAGGAUAAGAAAUCGUUCGACGUCGCCGGCGCUAAGGACAAGAAGAAAAAGAGGAAGAGCAAGAAGCACAAACGAAGAUCGAGCGCGUCGAGCUCCAGUUCGAGCUCCUCGGAGUCCUCCAGCGAGAACGAGGGCGAGGACAAGUCGCGCAGCAUCAGGGUGGCCAUGAGGAACGUCAAGGCCGAGUCUAUCCUCCAAGAGGACCUGACCGGCAAGUGGGAGAUGUUGGGCAGGCUGAUGGAGGAGCACAAGAGGAAAGCCCAGCUGGAAGAGAAGGUUGAACCAAAGAAGGAGCCCGCCAAUGACAACCUCAUCAAUCAGUGGAUGACCAUCAACGAACCGCCCGAGAAGGAGAAGUACCUGCUGGAUUCGCUCAAGGACCGGAUGAAGCAGAAGCAUUCGUUGGAACAGGCCAAAUACGUGGAGUUGGAAAAACGCCAGAAAGAACGGGAACAGCGGGAACGGGAGGAGCUCGAGAAGAAACAGCGGGAGGAGAAGGAGGCUUUCGAGCAGAGAGAGAGGGAGAGGAAGGAACAGGAAAGACUCGAAUUCGAGCGCAUCUUGGAUAAGGAUCGCAGUCAGGUGAAGUUCAAACAAUCAUUUAGGGAAAAACAGAAUUAUAGGAGGAAGAGCCCAUCUCCCAGCCCCGAACAUCAUCACGGAACGAAUAAGUCUUCGAACAGGGACAGGGAGCGGGAGUAUGAGAGGAGUAAGAGGGAGAGGACUGAGAGGGAGAGGUCUGACAGGGAGAGGACUGAGAGGAUAAGCGAUUCCCCCAAGAAAAGAGCUGCUUCACCCAGAAUGAGCCCCCCCAACCCCAAAUACAAGAGGCACUCCAGGGGUUCGAACAGCCAUUCCAGAUCGCGAAGCAGGAGCAGAGGCCCGGAACCGCGUCGGACCCAGAAGGAACCGCCGAAACCCGUCGAUAAGAAGCCCCCGGGUCCGCCGUCCUACAAGAAGCUCCCGUUCAUCGGCAGGAUGCCGCUGUUCAAGAACAAGAAGCCGGAGGAGAAGGCGGAGAAGGAGAUCCAGAAGGAGGAGUACGACAAGCCCAGACAGACCAGGUUCGAGCCCGGCAAUCUGCCCAGGGCGUUCAUACCCGAUCCCGACGUGGUUUGCUUCCCGAAACUAUCCUCGUAUCCGGAACUGGCGCCGCCCCCUCCGGCUCCGCUCAAACCGCCGCCGCCCGCGCCCAGGAUAACCAAGAAGCCGGUCAAGGCGCCGCCGCCGCCCAAGAUCGAGGAGCCCAAGCCCGCGCCGCCCCCCAAGGAGAUCGUGCAGAUCCAAGAGCCGUUCAAAAACGAGGAUUUCGAUCCUAGUCUCUACGAGGAACCCAGUCAGUUGUGGCAGAAUUCAGACAACGGCUACGGGAUGUAUCCGCCGAUGUACCCGCCAGACACCGUUCCUAUUUCUCACAUGAUGCCGCUACAGCCACCACCGCUACCGCCAGGCGACGAUGAUCUGGCGCUACUGGGUAUAAGUGCCGACGAUAUGGCGGCGCAGUCCUUUUGAUUUUUCGUAUUGUGAUUGAUUUUUUUCCUGUUAAUGCGUGAAUGCAGCAGAACUAUGUGUAUAAAUAUAAGAAAUGAAUCAUUUUAAA